CCUGAAGCCGUGUGCGCUCAGGAAUGACAGGCAUUCCUGCUUGAAGCGAGCUGGCACGGGAGCUUAUUUAUGAGAAUCACAAGUGCCCGGGCCUGGGGUACAGGAAGAACAGGAGCUACGGUGGAUCGAGUGACACCCAUGCCAUUUCCUGAGUCCUGGCAGUCUCUGCGAUCGUGCCGGGCUGGAUAUUGCCCCAGCCCGACUCAUGGAUUUAUCACUUUAAAAGACUGUAGUACUUGCACCGGGCAGGCUGCUUUUUAGAGAGCUUCCAAAAAAAAAAAAGUCUAAUCUAAUCAUGGGGCAGACGCUCUACUCGAGACCAGUAAGUCCAACUGCAUUCGCUGAGGAAGUGGAUCAUCCGUCGGUUGAUGCCGGGAUGGGGGUAGACGUGCUGGAGUCUGGAGAUGCUACACCCCCCACGAAGAGGAAAAGCAAGUUCUCGGGCUUUGGCAAGAUCUUUAAGCCUUGGAAGUGGAGGAAAAAGAAAAGCAGCGACAAGUUUAAGGAGACCUCCGAAGUUUUAGAACGAAAGAUUUCUAUGCGAAAGCCGAGAGAGGAGCUGGUUAAAAGAGGGGUUCUCUUGGAAGACCCUGAGCAGGAUGGUGAGGAGCCCGACAAGCUCGGUCACACGGCACUGAAGAAUGGGCACACGGUCCCCAUUAGUGGCUCUGGGAUGUCUGACCUCGACCACUUGGAAGAAGAGGUUGCAAAGAGGACAACCCUCAAGAAGCCUGUUCCAGCUGAGGAGCCAAAGAAAAGGCCAGGCUCGUCCGGUAGCCAGCCCAGCUCAGAAGUGGAGCUGCCUCAGGAGCCACAUGUACCCAAACAGCCUUUGCUUCCUCCAAAAAGACCUUUGUCCUCUUCCCAGGAGGCAAAUGAUCUGCAGGCGAGGGAUGCGGCCCCUGCCAGCAGCACUACAAGAACUGCAUCCUCCACUGCUACUGCUGCCACCAGCAUAGCAAAGACAGCCCCUACCCCAGCCCCCAGGACUGCGAUAUCUGCUCUUGCCAACACUAAUGCGACUGUUACCGCAAGUGCCAGCAGCGGAGCACCUGCUAAACAGCCCCCCAUCCCUCCCCCCAAGCCAGUCAACAGGAAUAGCAAUCCCUUAAUAGCGGAGCUGUCUCAAGCCAUGAGCAGCGGUACAGUCCUCUUGAAGCCUUCCCCGCCUUUGCCGCCCAAGAGAGGCCUCCCGCCUCACGCGUCCUCCGAGCCGAUGGCUGCACUGAAACCACCCAGCGACAGGAUCGCCACUGCCAAUCGCCCCGUAUCGAUCCCAGUGCAUGUGGCCCCGUCUCACCCGCCGCCCUCGCCUUCGCCGCCGUUGCCUACUCACAUACCUCCUGAGCCUCCCCGCCUGCCCCUGCCCGUGUCCAGCCCCGCAGCCGAGCCCCCGCUCUCCCUGGAAGUGCCCAAGGAGACCUCUCUGCAAGACGAUCUCAGGUUACUGGAAGUGUCCAAGAGGACACCGGAGCAAGGGUUCAGGGAACCGUACGUGCCUGUGCGGGUGUCCCAGGUGCCCCUGCACAUCCGGAUCCAGCAGGCUCUGGCAAGCCCCCUGCCCGCUACCCCACCUGCCGAGGGAUCGCACAGGGCUCACUCGCUGCUCUUCGAGAACGACAGCUUUAGCGAAGACAACGGCACCUUGGGCCGGACCAGGUCACUGCCGGUCACCAUUGAGAUGCUGAAAGUUCCAGACGAGGAAGAGGACCCGGAUGAACGGCGUCCAGCUCCUUGCGUGUACAUUGGAGAGGUGCCGUCGGUCACGAUCAUUCCUAAGCUUGUGCCACAGCCCCUGCAGGAGGAAGAGGAGAUGGAGGAGGGCAUGAGCGAUUCAGACUCGGAAGGACCCAUCCUGUAUAAGGACGAGGAGGAGGACGAAGAGGAAGAUGAGAGCCUCAAGAGCACGCUAGCCAGCAAGGUGAAGAGGAAAGACACACUGGCCAUGAAGCUGGGGAUCAUGGCUACCCAGCAGGAGCAGGAGGCAAAAAACAGCUUCCCACGUAAGAGCAAGGAGGAAUGGAAUGAAAUUCGGCACCAGAUUGGAACAACGCUGAUCAGGCGACUGAGUCAGAGACCGACAGCUGAAGAGCUGGAGCAAAGGAACAUACUUCAGCAGAAAAAUGAGGCUGACCGUCAAGCUGAGAAGCGAGAGAUAAAACGCCGGCUCACCAGAAAGCUUAGUCAGAGGCCCACGGUGGCUGAACUGCAAGCCAGGAAGAUCCUGAGAUUUAAUGAAUAUGUAGAAGUGACGGAUGCUCAGGACUACGACCGGCGAGCAGAUAAACCGUGGACCAAACUAACACCUGCUGACAAGGCUGCCAUUCGCAAGGAGCUGAACGAGUUUAAAAGCUCCGAGAUGGAGGUCCACGAAGAAAGCAAACAGUUCACCCGGUACCACCGGCCAUAAUCCUUGGAAAGAGAGAGAGGAGUUUAAGUGCUUGCUAUUCCCAACUCCUGAGCAAUACAGUGAGGGUGCAACCUUGAGGCUCAUUCAAGAUUUGCCUUCAGAAAAAGAAAAAAAAAAAUCCCGAAAAGGGCUGUAGCCCAGCUGGGGCGGAAGGGGAUCCUGUCUGAAUGUAGCAUUUCACUGGAACAAAUGCAUCUCAAGUGCCAUCAGGCCAGAACUGAACACUAUACCUCGCACGAUACAGCAAUACUCAAUACUCCCCUUGUCAUCCCAACAUCCUAGCUCACCUUCCAGGGGACCACAGCAGCAUUUGAACGAGCAAAGCCUGCUCCUGGCCCCCAGCUCCCUUCGCUGCUUAAAAUGGACCACGUUCUCUGCUGUAAAUAGUCCUUAUGAACUAGCUGGAACAAUUUUUUUUUUUUCCUUUUCCCUUUUGGAAAAUGGAGGGGGGAAAACGUAUCAUAUGCUCUGAUGCUCAAGAGCGGAUGCAUCCAGAGCUGGUGAGCUGGGAAGCACGUGUGUAUAUUAGCUGUGUACAAAGGAAACCUUUUAAAAAAAUGCUGACCUGGCAGGAAACUGACAUGUGACUCUUAUUUUUGGGGUUUGCUUGCAUCUCUUUAAUGUACCUACUACUCUGAAUCACUACUGACCAAUGGUAUGUUGUCUGGGAAGGGAAUUGUACAGACCUUAAUAACACACAUGCUACAUCCUUAAAACGUCAUGUUUAUUUGACCAAACCUGUCGCCCUCCCCUCAAACUUGCUCCUACGUUAACAGAACUGGUCUUGAGACGACGAGGUUUGGAUAAUGGGAACUGCAGAACCAGGAAAUGACUGUUGCCUUUUAAAAGUUUUUGCUUUUAAUUUGAGGAAGCUGUGGUGUGUGAUGCUCUUUGACUGCAGCUUUCUCUUUCUGUCUCCAAAAUCAGGGUGAAACUUUGCCUUUGCCUAAUCUCACAGCAAAACCUACUGGAAGUUUUGAGAAUUUCACUGUGGUGGGGGGGAGGACUUUCAAAAAGUGACCUUAAAACAGUCCGUCUUUCUCUCUGAAGAGUGUUUUCAGUUUUUUGGGUUUUUUUUUUUUUUUUUUUUUUAACUGAAAGUGUUUUUAAAUGCUGGCAUAAGCCAUGGCUGUGGUGGUGUGUGCUGCACAGCACUUGUCCUUUGAGUAUAAAAUGUCACCUGGGAUGAGGGGAAGAUAGAGGGAGACGGUCAUGAAGAAUCGGGGGGAUGUGAGUUCAUGGGGGCGGUCAUUCUGCAUCGUUUGAUCACGGACUGGUCUGGUUUGUUGCUUGUUCACUCUGUCUUGCUUGUAGCCUGUGCCGGUUAGCAGUCGGCGCUAGCUUGCAUGAGGUCUCUGCUCACUGCAACCUAUAUAUGCCUGCCUAGUGUCAGAGGCCUUUUCACACUCAGUACUGCCCUUGCUUCCACAAUGUGCCAAGUACCUGCUAGGCCAGGCUCUGGCAUCCUGUCCUCUGGGGUGGAACAGUGCACCUUCAUCUGCCUUCACACCACAGAGCAUGGGUCAUGAUUUGUUUCAUCUCAGUCACUCGAGAGCAAGGGUUCACUGAGGAUACCUACUCCUUUCUUCAGGGUUCACUCAUCCCCGCCUCCAACCAGUGGUUCACAAGCAAAAGGCAGAGAGUGAUGUUCCCUUUUAUGGAAGACGAGAUGAAGCUGGUGCAUCGUACUUCUGUACGGCUUCCCUGAUGUAUAGAAUGUGUCGGACUGAAUCAUUGCAUUGUAUAUCUGUCUUCCUGUCAACAAAUUUUAAUAAUUAAAUAAAAGUAUUUUAGGACUUUUUAAA
Molecule: messenger RNA, 4215 nt
Organism: Gavialis gangeticus (Gharial)
Lineage: Eukaryota; Metazoa; Chordata; Crocodylia; Gavialidae
Gene: PHACTR4
Product: phosphatase and actin regulator 4
Exons: 13
Coding region: 296-2410 (704 amino acids)
Biological process (GO): actin cytoskeleton organization; neural crest cell migration
Molecular function (GO): actin binding
Source: RefSeq, a predicted model, not a curated record